Kwoniella botswanensis is the source of this 1179-nucleotide messenger RNA. RefSeq lists its product as uncharacterized. Lineage: Eukaryota; Fungi; Basidiomycota; Tremellomycetes; Tremellales; Cryptococcaceae. The transcript has 5 exons. Gene Ontology annotation, biological process: mitotic sister chromatid segregation. The coding region runs from base 1 to 1179 and encodes 392 amino acids. Gene Ontology annotation, cellular component: spindle midzone; chromosome passenger complex; chromosome, centromeric region. The record is from RefSeq and is a predicted model, not a curated record.
AUGGCGUCCACCAAAACUCGUAGAGCUCCUCCUACCAACGUAGUGAUGUCAACACCCCCACCGCAAAGUAGGAGUAAGAGUAUGUAUAGUGAAGUCGAGAAGCAGGGCCUGUUGGCGAACUUCGAUAUAGAGGUGGCCGACAAGACACUCUACUUCCGGUCAAUACUCUCCCGUACCCUCGCCUCAUUCAGAAUGAGGGAAGAGUCCGAGAUCCUUUCUAUCCCGAGGGAACUGAGGGGUAUGACCUUAGCUGAAUUGGAGAAGAAAUGGGGCGGUGGAUGGGCAGGCACGUUGCAGAAGAUACGAAGGGAAAGUUUCGAGAAGAAAGAGAAAGUGAGGGAGGAGAAGGAGGAAAAAGAGAGGGAAGAGGUUGUUAAAGCGAAGAGGAAACGUAAUGGUACUGCAACCACAGAUAACUCACCCGAACGAGGAAAGAAGAAUCCUCGUCGAGAUGCUCCAACACCGUCUUCUACACGCAAAGCUCAACCACCUUCAUCUAAAACACGAAGUAAAGCUGCUACGUCAGCAGCAAAUAGGAAAGGCAAGAGUGUAGCCGCGCCUUCCACAUCUAAAGGACCAAGUUCCCUACCCCAAAAUCACAUAUUCAACCCUGCCUUACCACCCACACCUCUGUUCGCCUCUCGGUCCAAUCCCAAUAGACCUCUCACCUCGCCUCUAUCUAAAUCCUCUACGAGGAGUAAACCGACUUCAUCUUCACGUCCACAAUCAGAACAGGAAGAAGCUUCUACUUCAGAAGAGGAAGAGGAAGAAAAUGACGGUGACGAUGAUCUGCCUAAUCCGGAAGAGAUCGAAGCCAAGAUGUUAUCUUCCAAGACGCCUUCAUCGAAAUCGACUUCAUCGUCAAGUAGAUUGAAAAAGAAGAGAGAACCAUCAUUAAUAUUCCGUCAGUCACUCGCUGCAAACACCAAUAAUCAUACUCAUGAUGACAAGGAGGAAGUAGAAGUAGAUAAAAAUGGAGAACCAUUAUCUCAUAUAUCGCUUUCUGACGGUCGGACCAUAUCGUUCAACCCUUUUAAUCUUACUCCCGGGCGAGUUGAGAAAGAGUUGAACCAAGGUGAACAGAAAUUGUCAAAAGAUGAAAAGAAGAAGGUACAAGAACAGAUUAAUGAACAGGUUAUAAAGAGUCUAAGAGAGAGGAUGGAGAGGUGGAAGGUAUGA